AUGGCACUUCUCGUUGACAGGCUACGGCCUAAAACCCUCGACGCACUUACCUAUCACCAAGAUCUUUCAGCUCGGCUUAGAGCUCUGGCGCAAAGCGGUGAUUUCCCCCAUCUUCUCGUCUAUGGACCUUCUGGUGCGGGAAAAAAGACUAGGAUAAUUGCCACACUCAAAGAGCUAUAUGGACCGGGUGUUGAGAAAAUCAAGAUAGAUGCUCGAGUGUUCCAGACCAGCAGUAACCGCAAGCUCGAAUUCAAUAUCGUCUCCUCCAUAUAUCACCUUGAACUCACGCCAUCGGAUGUUGGGACUUACGACCGUGUCGUUAUCCAGGAGCUUCUCAAAGAAAUAGCGCAGACGCAGCAGGUAGAUCAAUCUGCCAAACAGCGGUUCAAGGUAGUCGUUAUCAAUGAGGCAGACCAUCUUACCAGAGACGCCCAGGCGGCUCUAAGAAGAACCAUGGAAAAAUACAGUCCAAAUAUGCGAUUGAUUCUGCUUGCCAACACUACUGCCAAUAUCAUUGCUCCAAUUCGAUCAAGAACACUGCUAGUCCGGGUACCUGCUCCCUCUGAAGACGAUAUUUGCCAAGUUCUGAAGCUAGCCGGGAAGAAGGAAGGCUGGAAUGAUUGCCCUGGGCUUAACAAGCGACUGGCCAAGGAGAGCGGAAGGAAUCUGCGACGAGCUCUAUUAAUGUUUGAAGCUGUUCAUGCACAGAAUGAGAAAGUUUCAGAUAACACGCCAAUCCCACCGCCAGAUUGGGAAGCACUGAUAUCUGUGGUAGCUGAUGAGAUUAUGGCGGAGAGAUCUCCUGCUAGAAUCCUCCAAGUCAGAGCCAGGUUGUAUGACCUACUUACCCAUUGUAUACCACCAACUACCAUUCUAAAGACCCUUACCUUCAAACUAAUACCCAAGGUUGAUGACGCACUAAAGCCUGAAGUCAUUAAGUGGUCGGCCUUCUACGAACAUAGAAUAAAGAUGGGAAGCAAAGUUAUAUUCCACCUUGAAGCCUUUGUAGCAAAGUUUAUGAGAAUACUUGAAAGUUAUUUGAUGGGUCUCGACUUUUAG
Trichophyton rubrum CBS 118892 is the source of this 1059-nucleotide messenger RNA. Its product is annotated as replication factor C subunit 5. Lineage: Eukaryota; Fungi; Ascomycota; Eurotiomycetes; Onygenales; Arthrodermataceae. The transcript has 6 exons. Bases 1 to 1059 code for a protein of 352 amino acids. Gene Ontology annotation, cellular component: Ctf18 RFC-like complex; nucleus; Elg1 RFC-like complex. Gene Ontology annotation, biological process: DNA-templated DNA replication; DNA repair. The record is from RefSeq and is a predicted model, not a curated record. Gene Ontology annotation, molecular function: DNA binding; DNA clamp loader activity; ATP hydrolysis activity.